CCCCACCAGCUGCUCUGCAGCCUUCCCAAGGUGGCAGAGCAUGGGGACCCCUCAUGCCCCUGCACGGACAGUGCUCUUCCAGCGUGAGAGGACGGGCUUGACCUACCGUGUGCCUGCACUGCUCGCAGUGCCCCCUGGGCCUAUACUGCUGGCCUUCGUGGAACAGCGGCUCAGUCCCAGUGACUCCCAUGCUCACCGCCUGGCAUUGAGGAGGGGCACGCUAGUUGGCGGCUCUGUGCAGUGGGGUGCACUGUGUGUGCUGGGGACAGCAGCCUUGGAGGAUCACCGAUCCAUGAACCCCUGCCCUGUGCUGGAUGCGGGCACUGGCACCAUCUUCCUCUUCUUCAUCGCUGUGUUGGGCCACACGCCUGAGGCUCUGCAGAUUGCUACGGGCAGGAAUGCGGCUCGCCUCUGCUGUGUGAGGAGCCAUGACACUGGCCUCACUUGGGGAAGUGCCUGGGACCUCACUGAGGAGGCCAUCGGUGGUGCCAUACAGGAUUGGGCCACAUUUGCUGUGGGCCCAGGCCAUGGAGUCCAGCUGCCCUCAGGCCGCUUGCUGGUACCUGCCUACACCUACCAUGUGGACCGCCGGGAGUGCUUUGGCAAGAUCUGCCGGACCAGCCCCCACUCCUUUGCCUUCUACAGUGAUGACCACGGUGGCACCUGGCACUGUGGGGGUCUUGUGCCCAACCUGCGGUCAGGCGAGUGCCAGCUGGCUUUAGUGGACGGCGGGCAGGCUGGCAGCUUCCUCUAUUGCAAUGCUCGGAGCCCCCUAGGCAGCCGUGUGCAGGCGCUCAGCACAGAUGAGGGCACCUCCUUUCUGCCAGGAGAGCUUGUGCCUCCUUUGGUUGAGACCGCACGGGGAUGCCAGGGCAGCAUCGUGGGCUUCCCAGCCCCACCUCCCAGCAGGCCUCAGAGGGAGGGACGGGUGGUGGGCCCCAGGAGGCCCCCCGACCCUGUACACCUCUCUCCUGAGUUCCAGGACCCCCCAGAGGAGGGUUUUGGAGAUACCUGUGGAGGCCACAAACCCGGCAGACCCUUCGGCCAUCCACAGCCCCAGGGGGAUGGCUCCGGGCAGCCCAGCCCUGAGCUUGGGGUCAGUGGGAGUGGGGAUAUGGGGUCCUGCACCUUGGUCCUCCCCAUGGCCCCUGAUACCCUGUCACAGAGCACUACAUGGCUGCUGUACUCCCACCCCUCAGGGCACAGGGCUCGGCUUCACAUGGGUGUCCGCUUGAGCCGUUCCCCACUGGACCCCCACAGUUGGACAGAGCCUUGGGUGAUCUACCAGGGUCCCAGUGGCUAUUCUGACCUGGCAUCUAUUGGGCCUGCCCCUGUGGGGGGGCUGGCCUUUGCCUGCCUAUAUGAGAGCGGGGCCAGGACUUCCUACGAGGAGGUCUCCUUCUGCAUGUUCUCCCUGCGCCAGGUCUUGGACAACGUGCCCACGGGCCUCCUGUCACCCCACUUUGGGGACAAAACUCACUGCCAGCCCUUCUGA
Otolemur garnettii (small-eared galago) is the source of this 1495-nucleotide messenger RNA. It is a transcript of the gene NEU4, whose product is annotated as neuraminidase 4. The transcript is spliced from 4 exons. Gene Ontology annotation, cellular component: cytoplasm; lysosome; membrane. Gene Ontology annotation, molecular function: exo-alpha-sialidase activity. Gene Ontology annotation, biological process: ganglioside catabolic process; oligosaccharide catabolic process. The record is from RefSeq and is a predicted model, not a curated record. The coding region runs from base 41 to 1495 and encodes 484 amino acids. NCBI's taxonomy places the organism in Eukaryota, Metazoa, Chordata, Mammalia, Primates, Galagidae.